Micromonas pusilla CCMP1545 is the source of this 1125-nucleotide messenger RNA. RefSeq lists its product as uncharacterized. Bases 1 to 627 code for a protein of 208 amino acids. The record is from RefSeq and is a predicted model, not a curated record. The transcript has 2 exons. NCBI's taxonomy places the organism in Eukaryota, Viridiplantae, Chlorophyta, Mamiellophyceae, Mamiellales, Mamiellaceae.
AUGCGGCUGGGAGAGUUCGUCGUCACCAUUGGGGUUCUAGCAGUUACCCUAGGAACAAAAGAUUUGCCAAUACUUGCGCGGGGACUCGGCAGAUUAACAGGCCGCGCACUAGGUUUCAUCAGCGAACUUCGCGCAGACGCUGAAAUACUCACACGCUCGGCUAAUGUAGACGCGAUGCAUAACGAGAUGCGACGCGGCGUUUCGGACCUGGUAAGCGUGACGGAAGAGAUAAGAACUGGUCUUGAUCCACUUACGCUUGGUCGAAGGAUAUUGACGGAAGUGAGAGGGGAAAGUGCACGCGUUUUCCGAGGAAAUGUUCCCCGGCAGUCAGAGCAGUUGCGUGAACAUCUUCCCGCUCGUCUUUCUGUUUCCAGCCUAUCUGAUAGACAGGGAAUGUUGGUCGCUUGUCCGAACCAGCGGACGUCGACUUCUCUGAACUACAUCCCCAUAUCUGCAGUGUCGCUUGGACACAGAUCGCGUAAUCUUAUUGUCAUUUCCGGCGUAGACCUUCUGGACGAGGCUGUCGUCGAAGCUGAAGUUGCGUAUCGCGUAAGUAUGUCGCAUCCCGUGGGCUAUCAUAAGGGGAAAGUCGUGUCCCUGACAGCUGCGAGCUGGGAUACUGAGUAAGAGUCGCUCACGGUUGACAAUCAUCACAACGUAACAGCAACUUUCUCAAAAUAUAGGUUUCAUCGAAGUCUGUGAAUUGAAGAACUGUCUGUCGGGAUGAUAAGAUACUAACCGUACCACAGAUUCUUAGAAUCGUGGGCUUUGCUUUUACUCUUACGUCAUACUGGCCACAGCCAGUACCUUACUUUUCAGAACAGAGAAGUACUUCGAAUUUGGACCAGCGGUUCUUGUAGAAGUAGGAAUCCUUCAAGUGACUGAAAAGUCUAUUCACUCAUAAUGGAGAAUUGUGAUUCGGAGCUCUGAAUUUUCUCCUCGGCUGCUUGGAGUUAAGGAGAUUUUGCUGCCAAAUUUCUUUUAACUGAGGAAGAUAUCUCUUGUACGAAAGUGUGGUGAACUUUGAGCCACGAAGGUGUUCGUUUGAAGGUCCUGCUUACCGUCAAUGAACUCCUUAAAUGAAACAGUUUGCAGUAUUUUAACUUACUUUGGAAAUUUUCUUUC